GCAGUGUUGCUGGGGACCCAUGCCUUGCAACCGCCAAAGUGCUUUGAUUCCUUGAAAUGUUCCGAGAGCUCAGAAACCAGUCCAGUUCGAUCGAGUACAAGACUCGUAGAUCUGUUUGAUGAUCAACUUGCUUUGGUGAAAAGCGUCCGCAACACGGAUUGGCUUGAGUUGAUCCGAAAACUCAACGGCGACGGUAACGUCUUUCGGACUUCUGUAUCGCUGCCACCGCCUGGUGCAGUGAAAAUGCGUUUGUUUGGCGAGCCGCGUACCAAUUGUGCUGGAUUGGUGUGGGAUCGAUCACAAGUUGACCUAUCAGAAGCGUAUAUUUGGCCCAGCGGCUACGUGGCGAAAACAGAGUUUAAUCUGACUCACAAGGGCGAGCUUGUGAAUGGGCGAUCUUCUGCACUGGUGACAAUCGACCGUUUGGUUGAAUGCAAUCGCCGUGGCCUUACAACGAACGCGGAGACUGGAGAACUGCAAGAGGUGGCAGAUGGAGCGACCAUGAAUUUCAAUGAAAUCAACUGGUAUGAGUCUGCAAAAUGCAGGACGUGCUUCAGGCUUAAAGACAGCUAGAGCGCGGAGAUGAAAGAGAGCGGCAGCUGAAGCGUUGUUCAAGUCGUAUUUCAAUUUGAUUUAAGCUCACUGUAACUGACCUCAGAACUGUCACACCUUUUUGUCAGCGUGGGGCAUGGACUGCUGGUCGAAGCCAGGCUCUGGGUUUGGCCAAGUUGUCUUCACUGGCAAUGGGCAAAGUUCUCCUCGGCUUGACAAAGUGGUCUUCGCGCAAGCUUCGACUGAGCUCAGCAAGUGGCUACGACCUCCUCUGCAGCCAUCAAGGGUAUAGCCUUCACUUGCUGAUUCCCGUUCCAAUUUGUUGUUUUGUAGUGACAUGGUCUGACAUGGUGGGGAAACGAUCGCAAAAUGACCUGCAAAUCCAUGGCUUAGCUUCAUGAUCAUCCCAGCAACUCAG
This is a messenger RNA of Cladocopium goreaui, 970 nucleotides long. The record is from the annotation of a GenBank genome assembly. NCBI's taxonomy places the organism in Eukaryota, Dinophyceae, Suessiales, Symbiodiniaceae.